AUGAUAGCGAAACAAGCGGAUGUCAUAGCCGCGUUAUCGUUGGACGUGUUAAAGGGGACAACGCGCGCGUAUGACGCUGAUAUACACGAAAUCCGUCCACAUAAAGGACAAAUGGCCACAGCUCAACGACUGCGCUCACUGCUUCACUCCGAGGCGAAUCCAUCUGAAAUAGCUGAGAGUCAUCGCCAUUGCGGACGCGUGCAGGACGCGUACACGUUGCGUUGCGUGCCGCAGGUUCACGGCAUCGUUCACGACACCAUUGAAUUCGUGGCCAAUAUUAUGAAUGUGGAACUUAACAGCGCUACAGACAACCCGAUUGUGCUGUUAGAAAGGCAGCAAAUUAUAUCU
Anisakis simplex (herring worm) is the source of this 348-nucleotide messenger RNA. Lineage: Eukaryota; Metazoa; Nematoda; Chromadorea; Rhabditida; Anisakidae. The record is from the annotation of a GenBank genome assembly.